This is a messenger RNA of Mesocestoides corti, 1044 nucleotides long. The record is from the annotation of a GenBank genome assembly. Lineage: Eukaryota; Metazoa; Platyhelminthes; Cestoda; Cyclophyllidea; Mesocestoididae.
AUGGGUCUUUCAGAUGAAGCGGUUGGGGUGUUCGCGCUUGACUGCUGGUCUUUUCUUUACCUACCGCCCGUCGUCGUCGUGCAGGCGCAGCCGGAAGGUGAAGGCGGACUCUCGGAGGCCCCGGUUUCGCUGGACGGUUCGCAGUACAUGAACGAGUUCUUCGCCCAGGUCGAGGAGAUUCGCAAGUUCAUUGAACGCAUACAAUUCCUGGUGGAAGAUGUGAAGAACAAACACGGUGACAUCCUCUCCUCACCGAACCAGGAUGAGAAGACAAAGGCGCAGCUGGAGGAGGCGAUGGCCGAAAUCAAGAUGCUCGCCCACAAAGUUCGAGCAAAGCUAAAACAAAUGGAAAUGAAUAUUGAAUAUGACGAAAACGCAGACAAGUCAUCAGCGGAUUUGAGAAUACGGAAAACGCAGUACUCCACAAUUUCCCGUAACUUCAUCGAAGUAAUGACAGACUACAAUAAAGCCCAGGUUGCCUUCCGAGAUGCCUGCAAGAACCGGAUUAAACGUCAAAUGGAAAUCGCCGAAAGAAAAAUAACCAACGAGGAGCUCGAGGAUAUGCUCGAAUCCGGAAAUCCCGCAAUAUUCACUCAAGAGAUUAUGACGGACACACAGCAAGCCAAGCAGUCGCUAGCAGAUAUUGAGGCCCGACACGAGGACAUUAUCAAACUUGAGAAGAGCAUCAAAGAGCUGCACGACAUGUUUAUGGACAUGGCGAUGCUCGUGGAGAGCCAGGGUGAAAUGAUCGACAGGAUCGAGUUUAACGUCGACCAGGCCGUAGAUUACAUCGAGACAGCGAAGGCAGACACUAAAAAGGCCGUGAAAUACCAAAGCGCUGCGCGAAAGGUACCUCACUAUUCUGGCCGUUGUUUGUUUUGUGCUUGCUGCUGUGUUGUCCUGACGACCGCAUGUUGUAACUCUGUUGUCUCCCUCUAUGUCAAAUACACUUGUUGUCGUAUUGAAUCGUCCGUCUCAAGAGCCCGGGGUGCUAUUUUGAUUUUGCGAUGCACACGUUGGUAUCAUGUAUUCUGCCUUAUUUGA